Molecule: messenger RNA, 2164 nt
Organism: Scatophagus argus
Lineage: Eukaryota; Metazoa; Chordata; Actinopteri; Scatophagidae
Product: heart- and neural crest derivatives-expressed protein 1-like
Exons: 2
Coding region: 346-921 (191 amino acids)
Biological process (GO): regulation of transcription by RNA polymerase II; heart development
Molecular function (GO): DNA-binding transcription factor activity, RNA polymerase II-specific; protein dimerization activity; RNA polymerase II transcription regulatory region sequence-specific DNA binding
Source: RefSeq, a predicted model, not a curated record
GGGCCUCACACCUUCAUUGGGGUCAAAUUUCUCGUGCAGCCUCUUCGGGAAACGAUCGCAAGAGAGAGACACAAGUGGAGGCCGUCACGUCGCCGAGAUUUGCUCUCUGGAAUUACAAACUUUUCACGGCCUGUUUGGGCUCAGCUGAAGUCGCUUUUUCAGAAAGACGACGAUGUAAAUUUGGUGGGUGCGUUUGGCUCGACUCGUUAAUGCAUUCAGGGGGGAUAAUAUUUAAGUCUUGAAUGAGCUCUGUGGGCUGCGGAUCCCCGAGCAGAGACCGUUUUGGGGCAGCAGCAGAGACAGACGCACCACACGGCAACGAGCACGUUCGUGAUCCCGCACAGCAUGAACCUCAUAGGGGGCUACCAGCAUCACCACCACCUGAUGCACGAACCCUUCCCGUUCGUCCAGCGGUGUCACCAGGAUGCGCCCUACUUCCAGAGCUGGGUGGUGAACCACGGCGAGGUGCCGCCGGACUUCCAAAUCCAGGCGCCCUACCCGGCCGCGGAGCUCGGGGCGCCCGGAACGACGCACGACGUGCGGCUGGAGGGGCUCCAGGCGGGGAUGGGGAAGAGGAGGACGUCGGGGCCGAAGAAGGAGCGCAGGCGGACGGAGAGCAUCAACACAGCUUUCGCCGAGCUGAGGGAGUGUAUCCCCAACGUUCCCGCGGACACCAAACUGUCUAAAAUUAAAACUUUACGCCUGGCGACCAGUUACAUCGCAUACCUGAUGGACGUCCUGGCCAAAGACUCAGGGGAAACGGAGGGCUUUAAGGCCGAGAUUAAGAAAUUUGAAAACCGGGAUCUGAAAAGAAAACGGGAGCCGACCGACGGCCUGCAGGAGUCGUUAGGAGCCGAGAAGAAGGUGAAGGGCCGGACCGGGUGGCCGCAGCAGGUCUGGGCCCUGGAGCUCAACCAGUGACCCUCCUCUUCCUCCCCCUCCUCAGAGACUCUGGAUUCAAAUCAGAUAAAAACCACUGACUGGUUGAACCUAAACACACCGCUGUGCACAUGCAGUGAAGCGCAAAAGGAGAGUGAAUUAAAGGCCAACACGGAGGCGAGGCGCAGGAGGCGCUUCUUCCCUCCCGGUGUGCUAAAUCUGACUGUAGCUGUUUGAUAUUUGUGGUAUUUCUGCUUUUUGAUGUCCCCACCCCUCCAGAACUGUAGACCAGAUGUUGCCACGGUGUCGAAAAACAUCUGUCUGCCCUAAAAAUGCGUUUUAUCCGGCGUCGAGUUGGUGGUGUUGUCCACAUCUGAUGGCGCUGGAGUAGUAAAUAAAUAAAUGAUAAAAAAAGGACAAAGCGGAGUCUGAGAGGAGCGCCAUUACAGAGUUGAAAACCUGAGAUUAUUUUUAGUUUUAGCUCAGAUUACUGGGAUGAUGAUUUUUUUUUUCAACCUGGAUUGUUUUGAAAAUUGUUCCAAAUUACAGCCACAGUAAGACUGAGAAAAAUGUUGAUUCUCCAGGUGGUUGUUGUCCAAUCAGAGGGCAGGUUUGACGCUCAGUUAUCUCAGCUUUGAUUCAGACUUAAACUAAAGUUUGUUUGGGAGCGCGUUUAUUGCCGCUGGGAAAUUAAAUUAUCAUAAUCAGUGAAGUAUUCUGGCCUGAAAGUUGAGCUGCAAAAAUGUUACAAACUGAUACUUCAUGCCUGCAAGUUAUUAAAAAAUAUUUUAAGUUAAAAUAUUAGUAAAUCAACCCGUAAAUUGAUGAAUGAAUCUGUAUUAUCGCUUAGUUUUAAUCCCACAGGCUUCUUUGUAAAGUAAAAAGUGAAGACCAGCAGGUCCAAACACGUGGACACUUGGCUGAAUUUGGUGAAUAUUUGAGACAUCCUCCUCCUAGCUUUUGCUCCCGUUACUGUAAACUCCACCGGCUGUUGUUGCUUUUAGAAAACUAUUGAAUUUCCUGAAUCUACCUCAAAGUGAACGCGACUGUCCGCUCCGAGGAGACGAACACUCGACUGAAUGUUGACGCACAGCUUUCAUAAAAAGGUUCCAGACUGUGCGUCAUGUGGACGCAGAUGUAACCCGUGCAGUGGAUGUGAAGUUCUAUUUAGUUCCGUAAAUAAAUGAAUUAUUUUAUGACACUCGAGCUGUGGUGGACGUAGAUGUUUCUUAUUUAACGGUCUCUUUUCUUCCACAGGAAAAUAAAAUAAAAGGUAAUAUCGUGA